AAACGAAAUAAAGUAAAGCAAGUCCUCCUUUGUGGCAGCGCUGGGCUGGGCAGAUCGAUAGCGAUGAGCGUUGUGGUGAGCAAGUCCUCGCCGGUGGUCGUGUACCCCGCCGAACCCCGGGCGCCGGCCGGCGACGUCCAGCUCUCCUCUUUCGACCAGCGCAUCCCCCCUUUCGCGGUCACAUCGAUCCUCAUGUUCGACCAUCCGAUCGACAAGCCCAUCGAGACCGUCAAGCUUGCGCUCUCGCGAGCGCUCGUCUACUACCGCCCUGUGUGCGGCCGCCUCGCCGGGGCCGACCACCGCAUCAAGUGCACCGACGAGGGCGUGCCGUUCGUGGGGGCGUCCGCCAGCUGCGCCCUAGACCUGGAGGGGAUCACCCCGGCGCUGCUCGCGGAUCUCGCCGUCGCCUACGCUGGUCCUUUCUGCCGACGCGCCGACGCGCUGCUGCAGAUGCAGGUCACGGAGUUCCCCUGCGGCGGCUUCGUCGUCGGGGUCACGUGGAACCAUGUCCUGGCCGACGGCACCGGGAUGGGGCAGUUCCUGCAGGCCGUCGGCGAGCUCGCCCGCAGGAUGCCGCGACCGUCCGUCAUCCCGGUCAGGUCGGCUGACGCGGUCCGGGAUAUUCCGCCGCCCACGGCCACGGCGGAGAGGCGCUCCUUGAUGAAGCCCAAGGAGAAGGAGGGCCAGGGCGCCUUCCUCGACAUCACCGUCCCGUCGACCCUCAUCGGCCGCGUCAAAGCCCAGUGCGCCUGCACGGUGUUCGAAGCCGUCGCGGCGGUGCUGUGGCGGUGCCGGACCCGCGCGGCCGUCGAGCACCCCGACGCCCCUACGCCGCUCAUCUUCCCCAACAACGUGCGCGAGCUCUCCGGCGCGCACGACGGCUACUACGGCAACUGCACCAUCAUGAAGUCGGUACAGGCGACGCGCGCCCAGGUGGCCGACGGUGACAUCAGGGACGUGGUGCGGCUCGUCAGGCGCGGCAAGGAGACUCUGCUCGAGGCCGAGGGCGGCCGCGCGGAGGCCGGCGGAGACUUGUACAACAGGCUGGCCGUGUCGAGCUGGCGGCGCAUCGGGUUGGACGCGACCGACUUCGGCGGCGGGACGCCGGCGCGGGUGAUGUGGCACGAGGAUCGGAUGGUGGUGCCCGAGUGCAUCGUGUGCCCGCCGUGGAAGGGCAAGGACGGGGUCAAUGUGCAGUCGCUCUGCGUCAGGCCGGAGCACGCCGCCGCCUUCCUGGCCGAGCUUGCGGCAAUGUGAUGUGAUUCCCUGCUCGUGUUCUUCACCCUGCCUCGCUCCCGACCCACAGCUGCCCAAACGUAGAAUCCAGCCAAAGUAUGUGAACGUCUGUUUGAGAUGAAAACUACUAGUAGUAGUACUACUACUAGUGUAGUAGUAUGAAUUUGAGAUGAAAACAGACCUCUCUUUGUAUUGUAUAUCCGAAUAAAAGAGCAUAGUUUAUGUA
Messenger RNA from Triticum urartu, 1462 nucleotides. RefSeq names its product acyl transferase 15. The record is from RefSeq and is a predicted model, not a curated record. NCBI's taxonomy places the organism in Eukaryota, Viridiplantae, Streptophyta, Magnoliopsida, Poales, Poaceae.